AUGGCCGCAUUCCCACUUUUCUCCCUCUCCCGUAUUCCCCUGAAGUGCGUGUUGGAUCAGCUCGAUCACACCACUAUGUAAGUUCCCCUUUCACUCAUUUUCGCUCAGUUCUAGUCUUCUGUUUGCAGACUCGAGAUUGCGAAAGGCUCGAAAACGGCCAAAAGAUGUGUAAGACGUCUCGAGAUGCCCGUCAAACUCUGCUGCGUGUUUAUGGACAUCAACACACGGAUGAGCGUCGCAACUGCAGGCCAAAAAGCGCGGGUUUAUUAUGAUAACCCGGACUGCAGUUGGAGCCCCAAUGAAGUUCGGUGGACAUAUAAGCAAAUGGAGGAAUUGGCGCGAAGAUUGGCCGAGUGUUUCGAAGUGGAGUGCGAUGUCACAAUCGAUUCUUUACUGGACUGCGUCAAGAGCAUCAAGGACCUUUUCGUGUGGAAACACGGAAUCGACUGUCCAUAUAUCGAAGUGCACGAUGCACUGAUGACGGAUGCGGAAUUCGAGUUCCUAUUCGACUACUCGGCGGCGACGCAUGAUAUUCGACCAAUUGGAAGGCAUCUCGUUUUCGAUCGAUUGGGAAGUUGAAGCGCUUCGAUAGACUGUUGGAACGAGUCGAGAUGAUAUACAAAGGGAAGAAUCGUCUGGACUGUCUGCGGUGAGUCUCGAUAAAACGUUGGCCAACCUAAUAAGAGUUGUUUUCAGCAAUGCGCACCGGCGUUCGCUUCAAACACGUCCAACAAAAAGGCACUGGACGUGUGGCAACCGUGUUGUGGGCAAGUGCGGCCUUUUCUUUCACCGUUUGGCCACAAGAUCUAUGCACUCUUUCAAGGUCUUAACUAUUGUUUUAUUUUAGUGACACCAAUAAACAUGUUGAUAUUAUAAAUCUGCCUCCCAACGGAACAACAAUAUGUAUUUCCCUCCUUUGUUUGUCAGAGUACGGUGAGCAAUUCGGUGUCAACACUGCUGCGUACCAGUGUUAAGCGGAAUUUUCGUUCCGUCUUCCGUCUGCCGUCUUCCGGAUUUCAAAAUUCCAUUUCCGCUCAACUCUGAUAUCUGCAGUGCGUUUCAUAAGUAUAGGGCCACCCCUGAAGACACUCUGGAAGCCUCUUAAACUGAUAAACAAGAUCCUGAAUGGGGUUCUUUGCACCUUUAGGAUCUCCAAAAAGCCUUUUUGAAAUCAUGUGCACUGACGCCGACGCCACCUAGGGCCACUCUCCCAGGUUUAGCCUCAUGUUCUGUGUGGAGCUCGGGAGUGGAGCCGGGAGACUCCGAUGAUCUCAAAUGA
This is a messenger RNA of Caenorhabditis sp. 36 PRJEB53466, 1279 nucleotides long. NCBI's taxonomy places the organism in Eukaryota, Metazoa, Nematoda, Chromadorea, Rhabditida, Rhabditidae. The record is from the annotation of a GenBank genome assembly.